AUGGCGUCAAAAUAUCGUGAUGUUUCUGUAAAAUUGGUGCGAAUUCAAUUGUCCACAAAUAGUCCAGUAGUAAACUACGAUCAUGAUGUGACAAUUGGAAUGCCACGAGACCCCGAGACAAAUACAACAUAUCUUCGAGUUGCUGUAAAUCAAAAGUCGAUUUUUCAUGAAGAACUCGAUCUUUUUCGGUGGCUUGAUGAUGCUUCCACAAAUGGAGUUGCCGUAAUCAGUACAUCAUCAACUAAAAUUAUUAGUCUGUAUGAUGCAACAAAUCAAGCCACAUCUGCAUUUUUCGAAGAUAUGAAAACAUUUCUUAGACAAGAACCAGCAGAACAAUCUCAUCAACCAAACACACAAGGUCAAAGGGAAUUGGCUAUUCAAAACCUUGUCUCUUGUAUUGAACAAGGUUCUUCUAUAGGUGCUGAAACUGCUGCAAAAUAUUUAGCAAGAUCGCGAGCGAAUAUUGAAUUUAAUUUGAGCAGUCCUAAGGAUAAUGCAGAUCCAAAAAGUUCAAUCACGCCUUCAGCGGCAGCGGCAGUGCCAUCUAAUGUUCUUCAAUUGACACUACGUAUUGAAUGUCAUUUGAACAGAGAACCGUUGGUUGGAAUUAUUCAUGUACGUUCUGGCACUAAACUUCGAGUAUUGAAAGAAGAGAUCGAAACUCAAACAAAUAUUGAUCGUAAAAAUCAAUAUUGGUAUGCUUUCGAUCGAUUUAUGAUCGAUGAUGAUUAUGUAUUCGGAUCGACAGAACUAGUAGCGCCACCUACUCCAAGAAAUGCUCCGCGGAAAAAAGAUGAAACUCCAACCGAACCAAUUCGCUCUGGUGAUACUCUUAUUAUGUAUAUUGCACAAAUGCCACCAUACACAUAA
Rotaria socialis is the source of this 870-nucleotide messenger RNA. The record is from the annotation of a GenBank genome assembly. NCBI's taxonomy places the organism in Eukaryota, Metazoa, Rotifera, Eurotatoria, Philodinida, Philodinidae.